Exaiptasia diaphana is the source of this 2583-nucleotide messenger RNA. RefSeq names its product engulfment and cell motility protein 1. Gene Ontology annotation, cellular component: plasma membrane. The record is from RefSeq and is a predicted model, not a curated record. NCBI's taxonomy places the organism in Eukaryota, Metazoa, Cnidaria, Anthozoa, Actiniaria, Aiptasiidae. Gene Ontology annotation, biological process: actin filament organization; cell motility.
UGGUAUGCAUGUCGGAAGUUAACAAGAUCGGAAUUCUGUUGGAGUUGUUGUACUAUAAACUGCUCUUUUACUAGUUUAAAAGCUUCCACUAUGAAGUUGAUACCUUAUUUUCUUCAAAUACGUUGCUAAUACUAUCAAUUUGAAGUGAAAAAGGACAGAAGCAAAGUCGUUUCGUGUGAAGCUCUUCAAUCUUCGUUUCGACUGUCACUCCCCUUGGAUGGUCUCAGGAACUUUACGUAUAAACUUGKCUGUAAUUUUGCACAAGUUUAGUUUACAAUGAGUACUGGAGUAGUGAGAAUAGCUAUCGAGAAAGAAGGCCAACUGCCUCAGUUAAUAAUCCUAGAUCAGACACAACCACUGGAAAAUAUCAUCAAAGAAAUUUGUGUUAAAUGGAACAUCAGCAUUCCUGAGCAAUAUGCAUUCCAGUAUGCAGACUAUAAUUUAUACAUCACUGAAGAGAACCGGUUUGAGAUUGGUAAUGGAAAUGUACUAAAGCUCACCUUAUCGCCUGCAAAGCUGGCACAAGAUAUCUUUGACAAACUCCAAUCACCUAAUGUAGAGGAUAAGAAAAGUAUACUUGCUCAGCUUUCAAAUAUUGCAGAGGAUCCAACAUUUGCUGGSGAGUUCAUUAAGAGAAAUGGUUUGGGAUUAAUAAUAAGUUUGCUAGAAGCAAGACCAGAGAGUCCUGAGACUAUGGCACAUGCRCUAAAAGCAUUCCAAGAGCUGAUGGAGCAUCCUGGGCUGAAAUGGGACAUCUUGACCCAUGGAUUUAUCAAAAAUUUGACAGUUUUCGUGAAUAAAAUGUCGGGCACUGACCCUACUGUACUGAAGAGAUGUUUAGCUAUUCUAGAAUCUACUGUAUCAAACAGUUACAAUCUUUAUCCAAUUGCUGAAAAAGAAAUAAAGUUUGAAAGUCUUAUCAAGCAUAUACACAAUAGUAACCAAGAAAUCCAGUUGAAUGCCUUAGCUCUUAUCAAUGCCUUGUUUAUGAAAAAGGCUGAACCCAGUAAAAGAAAGAGUCUAUUAGAAACUCUUGAUGUACUUAGAAAAACAGUGUUUGAUUCUGAAAGUGGCACAGGACGCCCAGUGUCACAAAUGGCAAACAGUGGCUGGGACUUCAAGACACUUGGUUUUACGAAUUAUGAAAAUCCUGCACAAGAUUUCAAUGAAACUCCACCUGGACUUCUACCAGCGCACUGUAUGGCUUAUUUUGCACACAGACACCCAGAUCAAUUCAUCAAGGUUGUUUGUCAAAACUUUGCCCGUGGUGAUGACCAUGGGUGUCCUUUUGCACGAUCAAGUAUCGCACUAACCAAACUCCUGUGUGAGCUACUUAAAGUGUCAGAUGAAUCAUAUGCCGAGGCAGGUGAUUAUUAUCCCAUAUUCUUCACGACUGAUUAUGGUUUUGAAGAAUUCUUCUGCAUCUGCAUACAAUUAGUGAACAAAACAUGGAAAGAAAGGAAGGCUUUUGCAAGUGACUUCACCAAGGUGAUAGCCACAGUUAAAAUCCAGAUAGAGCGAUCACUAGCUGAAAARCAACAUACUAUGGAAGCAUUCAGGAAUUUUAUCUUCAACCUCGACUACAAUAAGAUCAAUAAAUACAUAAAUGAAGAAGACAGGACCAGAAAUAUACAGCUGCUGCARAGUAAACCUGUUUUAGACCUCAAACAGCAGAUCCUCCCUCACCUAAAGAAUAUAGUAGGUCGGCAGAGACUCGAUCAACUCAUUGAAGGAAGAUGGUUUGAAAAGUAUAAGAAAAAAGAUAAUAACUGGUACUGCAGACUAUCACCAAACCUUAAGUUCCUGCACUAUGGUGAAGGCGAAGGACAAGGUGCUCCAUCAUUAGAAGCUUUGCCAAACAAAUUGCCAAUAUCAGGAAUCAAGCAAUUGCUCAUUGGUAAAGACUGUCCUCAUGCGAAAGAAAAAAAGGCCUUGAAGCUUUUCUAUUUCUCGCUCGUAUACGAACGUGACACAUCAGAUGACCAUCUCAAUUUCACUGUAACAAAUCAACAAAUUUUUGAUACUUGGGUCGAUGGUCUUUCGGUGCUUUUGAAUAAAGAAAUGCCAUCAGCGACUUCGAAAGAAGAUCUAGAGACACUGCAGGAUAUGGAAAUCAAGCURCGUCUACUCGACCUGGAGAAUAUCCCAAUACCAGAAAGCCCUCCUCCCAUACCCGCUGACCCACCAAAUUACAACUUUGCCUUCACAUUUUAGGAAAAUCGACCGAARACCGCRAGAUAGUGAGACUAUCUUCGGACAUGUAUGCGUUUAUAGGAUUUUGUACGAAGUGGGUCCGAACCCGUCACGAUGCAUCAUCGAUGAUUUACUGAUAAUUUUUUGUAGAACACGAAUGGAUUUCGAUUAUCCUGCGACGACUAGCGGGAAAUCGUCCUGGCACUGAAUACUGGAAAAUAWAUUUUUUAAAGUAUAUAUGAUAUAGUGUAAUAAUUCAUACAAACAACUAAUUUUAUAAAAUGUAGGUAAAUCUAUCUGUAGUCUGCUCAAUGUACUGGUAUUUGAGUAUGUUGAAAUUGAAUUUUACAGAGAGUGGUUUUUACAAUAAUAAACUAAACAGUCUGAAAA